AUGGUACGCACGCCAGGCAGUGACGAUCAGUCGCAGCAGCAGGGAGGAGAGGGGCAGAAUGGCGGGGUAACAACAGAGGGGCAAAGCCAGCCACAGCAUGUGGGGCAGCGUGAGAGUGAAACGGUAUCCUUGCCACAUCCGACGGACAGCUUGCAACCGACGGACAGCUGGCAGCAUGCAGAGAGUUGGCAGGAGGCGGAUGGGUGGGAGGAGGUGGUGCUGCUGCUGGACCUACUGUCUCUCCCGCCCUGCCUGUACGCCCCCCCUCUCCGUGCCAUGAUGCGCGCGCCUCACACCCUCAAGCUCGGCUUUGCCUUCUCAGACGACCUCGAGUUCCUCCACCAAUCCCUCCCUUUAUACCACCGCUCCCUUUCCUCACACCACCACUCCCACUCUCCUGACCACCAGUCGCUUCACCCAGACCACCACUCCCUCCACUCUCAAGUUAAUCCCUCCCUUCUCCCAGACCAGCACCGCUCCCCCCAUUCAGAGCACGAGCACCCCUCACAGGGCCAGGACUGCUUCCACCACGUGGCACCCUUCAUAGACAUCGGCACGGCCUACCACGCCAUCCGCCGCACGCGCCUGCACCUCAAGCGCGACAACCUGCUCUCGCUCCUCACCGCCGCCGCCCCUCCCGGCUCCCUCGCCGCCAGAUCAGUGCUGCCGCCCGCGUCAGGGCUGUCAGCACUGGCGCAGGUGCUGCUGGGAGCGCCACUGGAUAAGGAGUUGCAGUGCAGUGACUGGGAGCACCGGCCGCUGUCACGCCACCAGCUGCACUAUGCUGCUGCUGAUGCCCUCUGCCUGAUUCACAUGGCGCUCGCGCUUCUCCCACUCGCUCCGCGCCCCCACGCCCUCUCUGCCCAUGCUCUUUCCCCCCAUGCCCUUUCCGCCCAUGCCCUUUCCGCAAAUGGAAAAGAUCAGGGAGGUGAUGGGCAGGCGCGGUUCCUGUGUGAUUCCAUGGUGGAGGGGCUGGCACGGCAGCUGCGCUGUGUGGGCGUUGACACCGCCUCUCCCAAGAGUCUCGGGCGAGACACGUGUGACACCAGGAAGCUGAUAGAGUGGGCAGAGAGGGAGGGUCGUGUGCUUCUAACGAGGGACGUGAAGCUCUUCCGGCGCCGCCUGCUGCCGCCCACCCACAUGCACCUUAUUAGAAGCACCGACAAGCGCGAGCAGCUCCGCGAGGUGGUAACCGCGUUCCGCCUGCUCCUGUGCGAGUCCUCCCUGCUCUCGCGCUGCAUCCGCUGCAACGGCACCUUCAAGCCGCAGGCGCUGGGGCCCUCAGAGGCAGCAGCGGCGGCGCCGUGGACACAGGUGGUGCCGAGUCACGUGUUGGAUCGCGUAGCGGAGUUCUGGCAGUGCUGCCAGUGCCAGCACCUCUACUGGGAGGGCUGCCAGUUUGAUCGCGCCAUCAAGCAAUUCACAGAGGUGUGCCAGCUGUCAGCUGCGCUGGCACAGACGAAUGUUUCAGCCAGCAGUUGA
Messenger RNA from Closterium sp. NIES-65, 1482 nucleotides. NCBI's taxonomy places the organism in Eukaryota, Viridiplantae, Streptophyta, Zygnematophyceae, Desmidiales, Closteriaceae. The record is from the annotation of a GenBank genome assembly.